AGAAAACUUUAACAUAAAAGAAGAAAGAGCUAGCAGAGAGAGAGAGAGAGAGAGAGAGAGAGAGUAAUAUAUUAGCUGUCUUCUUUACCUGAUCGUUUCUUGAUAUCUAUAUUUCUGUGUGAAAAACAAUGUUUCUAAAGCCUAAAAGCCAGUGUUAAACAGAAUCACUGCUGAAAAGAAAAACACUGAUAUUGGAAAAGCACAGCUCAUUCAUUCAUUAGCAGAAAUUAUCGAUUUAAGGGUGUGGGACAACUUUGAGAAAAGCCCUUCUCAUUCAUUGUCAGUUUUCUCCGAUUCAGCUCUCUCAGGUUGGGGGAGGUUCAUUCUACGAUCUGAGUGCUUUUGGGUUUUGGCUUCACUUUUUUAACCAGCUACAGGUCACUGAAGACUUCAACUCUCGUGUCAUUUCAACGAUUUUGGGUCGUCGUCUUUUAGCAUUUUGGACAUUUGGGAUGCUUUUGCAUUUUGUGAUAUGAAGUGGCAGAGGAAAACUGUUACAAACAUGAAUUCCAUGUGGGUUCUAAGAUCUGGUAUCUUGGUAUAGAGAAAUAGUGUCAUGUCUCUGUUGAUUUGAGUUCAGAAGUUGAAAAGGCAAAGGAAAAAAAGAAGCAUUGUUGUUGUUGUGAUGAGUAGGGAGAUGAAAAAAGGAAAACAGGAUAUGAGUUCUGAUGCUGCUGAGAAAAUGAUGGUGGCUGUUAAGGCUUCUAAGGAAAUACCCAAAACAGCUCUUGUCUGGGCUUUGACUCAUGUUGUUCAACCUGGGGAUUGCAUUACACUUCUCGUGGUUGUGCCUUCACAAAGUUCUGGUAGGAAGUUAUGGGGUUUCCCUAGGUUUGCUGGAGAUUGUGCCAGUGGCCACUGGAAGUUGCACUCUGGAAGUAGUUCCGAGCACAAAUCCGACAUAACAGAUUAUUGCUCUCAGAUGAUCCUUCAGCUCCAUGAUGUUUAUGAUCCCAACAAGAUAAAUGUCAAGAUUAAAAUUGUUUCUGGUUCACCACAUGGAGCUGUGGCUGCUGAGGCAAAGAAGACUCAAGCUAGUUGGGUCGUUUUGGACAAGCAUCUCAAACACGAGAAGAAACGCUGUAUGGAAGAGUUGCAGUGCAAUAUUGUAGUCAUGAAGCGAUCUCAACCGAAAGUUCUCCGCUUAAAUUUAGUUGGCUCACCUAAAAAGGAACCUGAUGUGUCAGGCACGUUAUCUUCUGAGCAAACUCAAACAUGUGGAAAAGAAUCGAACAAAAAGGAUUCGUUGGAUUCCUCUCGAGGUCCACUAGUAACUCCAACAAGUAGUCCAGAGAUGUUCAGUAUGACUGAAGCUGGUACUUCAUCAGUUUCAAGCUCUGAUCCUGGAACUUCACCAUUUUUUAUCGCUGAAGUAAAUAGGGAUAUAAAGAAAGCAGAUUUGUUGGCUGCUAAGGAAGAUCAAGAUGUAGAUGAAUCGAGUUCAGAGAGUGAGAGUGAAAAUUUAUCUGCGUCAUCAAGUUUAAGGUUCCAACCAUGGAUGGUGGACAUGAUCACUUCACAUUCUGAACUCUCGCAAAUCAAAGGCAAGAGCUCGUUGAGAACUCAUGACAGGCCACAAGAUUCCACAAAUAAGGCAUUGCUGCGGAAGUUUAGUAAGGUUGAUGAAGAAGGUGAUUUUGGAUCCCCGAGUUACAGAUCUGAUUUGGAUUACAGUGGGAAUGUAAGAGAAGCAGUUUCGCUAUCUAGAAGUGCACCUCUUGGCCCUCCUCCCUUGUGCUCAAUUUGUCAACACAAGGCACCUGUAUUUGGAAAACCUCCUAGGUGGUUCGCUUACGCUGAGCUGGAGCUCGCAACCGGAGGAUUUUCACAAGCCAAUUUUUUGGCUGAGGGAGGAUACGGAUCUGUUCAUAGAGGAGUCCUUCCGGAUGGUCAGGUUGUUGCUGUUAAGCAACACAAAUUGGCAAGUUCUCAAGGGGAUCAAGAGUUUUGCUCGGAAGUUGAAGUGCUCAGCUGUGCUCAGCACCGAAAUGUUGUAAUGCUAAUAGGAUUCUGUAUCGAGGACAGCAGAAGACUGCUAGUAUAUGAAUAUAUUUGCAAUGGAUCUUUAGAUUCUCAUCUAUAUGGUCGUACUAGAGAUCCUUUGGAAUGGUCUGCUCGUCAAAAGAUUGCUGUAGGUGCUGCCCGAGGUUUACGUUAUCUUCACGAAGAAUGCAGAGUGGGCUGCAUUGUCCACCGAGAUAUGAGACCCAACAACAUUCUCAUAACCCAUGACUUCGAACCACUAGUUGGAGACUUUGGUUUGGCCAGGUGGCAACCUGAUGGCGACACAGGUGUCGAAACGAGAGUAAUUGGAACAUUUGGGUACUUGGCGCCGGAGUAUGCCCAAAGUGGCCAGAUUACAGAAAAAGCUGAUGUUUACUCAUUUGGAGUGGUACUGGUGGAGCUUGUUACAGGACGCAAGGCGGUGGAUCUUACCAGGCCUAAGGGCCAGCAGUGUCUCACAGAAUGGGCGCGUCCAUUAUUGGAAGAAUGUGCGGUUGAUGAGCUAAUAGAUCCCCGGCUAGAAAACUGCUACUCCGAACAUGAAAUAUACUGCAUGUUGCAUGCGGCAUCUUUGUGCAUACGGCGGGAUCCUCAGGCCAGGCCUCGCAUGUCUCAGGUACUGCGAAUACUUGAAGGCGACCUCAUUGUGGAAUCUGGUAAACUGUCAGCAACACCUGCUUAUGAAGUUGGAAGCCAAAGUGGAAGAAUUUUGUCAGAUUCGCUGCAACAGUACCAAAGGUUCAGUGGUUCUUUGUUGAAUGAUGGAUUAGAGGGCUUUAGUGCUAAGCUCUCUUUUGACAAAAGGAGCCCCUCAAAUAUUUGGGAUAGGAAUCAAUCCAGGACAGCAUAUUAGGACCAUCUGUAAAUUGCUUCAUAUUGACAUUAAGAUACAUUUGCUGGUUUAUCAGGUCUAUUAGCCAGGCAUUUUUGUCAUAUCUUGUAUAGAAGGUAAGCGUAAUAGCAGUAUAUGUUUUAUAUUUACUGGCUUGUCCGCAUAUUUUGUAUUUUAGGAUUUAAUGAAAAACUGGUCAUCGUACUCGAUCCUCAAGUUGUUUAUUCGUGUAGCUCAAAGAAAAGAGCUCUAUUUUCAUUGGCAAAAAAAGAAUCUGUUGUCGCAA
Nicotiana tabacum (common tobacco) is the source of this 3122-nucleotide messenger RNA. Its product is annotated as inactive protein kinase SELMODRAFT_444075. The record is from RefSeq and is a predicted model, not a curated record. Lineage: Eukaryota; Viridiplantae; Streptophyta; Magnoliopsida; Solanales; Solanaceae. Gene Ontology annotation, molecular function: protein kinase activity; ATP binding. Gene Ontology annotation, biological process: protein phosphorylation.